AGGCCCCUGUCUGUGGCGAGGGUCCCGGAACCAGCACCCAAGAGCCCCGGCGUCCAGCCCCACCCACUCAUGCCCACCCCACAGGAGGCGGAGAAGCAGCACCCGGGGCCAGAGGAGGCAGCGCAGCCCCCGCCCAUGUCCAGCGAUGCCUGCUCUCGCGCGGCCCCCAGCCGCAGCCCCUGCUGCCUGUGCUGGUGCUGCUGCUGCAACUGCUCCUGGAACGAAGAGAGACGGCGGGCGUGGCGGGCCUCCCGGGAGAGCAAGCUGCAACCCCUUCCCAGCUGCGGGGCGUGUGCCACCCCGAGCCCCGAGGAGGUGCAGAGCUGGGGACAGUCCUUUGACAAGCUGAUGCACAGCCCGGCGGGCCGCGGCGUCUUCCGGGAGUUCCUGCGCACGGAGUACAGCGAGGAGAACAUGCUCUUCUGGAUGGCCUGCGAGGAGCUCAAGGCGGAGGCCAACCAGCACGUGGUGGACGAGAAGGCGCGGCUCAUCUACGAGGACUACGUGUCCAUCCUGUCCCCCAAGGAGGUGAGCCUGGACUCGCGCGUGCGGGAGGGCAUCAACAGGAAGAUGCAGGAGCCCUCGGCGCACACCUUCGACGACGCGCAGAUGCAGAUCUACACGCUCAUGCACCGGGACUCCUACCCCCGCUUCCUCAGCUCCCCCACCUACCGGGCCCUGCUGCUCCGCACGGACCCGCCUGCCUGCAGUGAGGCCUAGCCCACCACAGACGCCCCCUACCUCGGGGCCGGCCGUGCCAGGGCCCCAGGCCUGCUGCCCACGUUCUGCAUGGGCACCCAGACGCUCCCCAGGGCCUCUGUGGGGCCCCUAGCAGGAAUCUCCAGAUGGACCCACACCUCGGCUCCUCCCGGGCAGCCCUGGAGAAGACAGAGAACCCCUACCCAAGCUGGCUGCCCCCGGAGUCAGGCCGCGGGACC
Molecule: messenger RNA, 938 nt
Organism: Sorex fumeus (smoky shrew)
Lineage: Eukaryota; Metazoa; Chordata; Mammalia; Eulipotyphla; Soricidae
Gene: RGS19
Product: regulator of G protein signaling 19
Exons: 5
Coding region: 70-720 (216 amino acids)
Source: RefSeq, a predicted model, not a curated record